ACUUUUGUGUACAUCAUACUUGCUUUUCCAAAGUCAAUCUAAAAAAAAGGCAGCACUAAUCAAAACAGAACUGAUUGUGAUCAAUCACAUAUUUCAUAUAAUCAGACAUCAUAAGUAUAUGCAUUCAUCAUGUCUCAAUAUAUGGAUGAAAUCGCCCCUGACGUGAUUUCUCCUCAUGAUAAUAAAUUAAGAGUUGAUCAACCUAUAAAACAUCUAGAUACCGUCAUUGCAUUAUAUGAAUUCCCUGGAACUCAACCUUCUCAUUUACCGUUAAAUCUUGGUGAUACCAUCUAUGUAUUAUCUAAAUCAGAUUCAGGUUGGUGGGAUGGGGUUGUCAUCACUAAUACUGGUGAAUUACAAAGAGGUUGGUUUCCUCAUAAUUAUGUUAGAUCGGUUAAUUAUGUUCAACCGGUAUUAAAUAAAUUAAAAAGUAAUAAAGAAUUAGAUUCAAUCACCGCUGCUAAUACCGCUGCAAAUGUCUUAAUCCCAACGUUUGCUAAUCUAUUACAAAAGAAUCUAAUUGAAUCAGAAAAGAAUACUCCUUCAAAUAGUACCAGAAAAAAUUCCGUGGUUAGUUUUGCAAGUUCUGAAACAAGUAUCCCAUCAGAUUCAAAAAAUCUAACCAGUAUAAGUCCUCAACAACAACAAAUGCAAACCCUGCAACUGCAACAACUGCAACUGCAUCAACCUUCUUUAAGUACCAUAUCUUCUGGUUCUCAUCAAAAUCCUUCUGUGUCUCAUACUUUAACUCCUGGUGAUUUAAAUGAUAAUGUAAUCUUUGCUGAUGUAGAAGAAGUGGAAAGAUUAGUCAAGAAAUAUAAACAAGAUAAAAAGAAAUUAUUAAUGUGGAUUCCAAAAUGUACUACUAAUGGAGAUUUUGUAUUUUAUUGUGAACAAUUAGAUAUUUAUUGUGAAUCAAUGCCAAUGGUGGAUUUUUCAUUAGGGGAUAUACCUCCAAAUAUGGCAAUCCCCAGUACAGAAGCUCUAAAUAAUAAUCUGGUGGUUCCAGUAGAAACUAAUCGUCAUAAUUCAGAUGGAGGAGUUAGUGAUAUAUUAGAUGCUAGAGCUGAUUCAGCUGCAAGUUUUGAUCCAUUAAAAAGAGAUUCAAGUGCAUCUUCUAUAUCACAAAGUUCAGGAUCAUCUUAUCAUCAUUUUACAAAACCAUUUUUUGCCGUUGAUAGAUUAUUUUAUAAACAUCCUCAAGAUUUAACUAAAUGGAGUGAUUUAAAGAAACAAUUUAAUUAUUUAUUGGAUUUAUCAGCAAAAUCAUUAAAAGAUCAUAAUAAACAAUUAUUCAGUACUCAUUUUUCAAGAUUAAAUAAAAUCAUUUCUAUUGUGUUUGCUGCAUCAAGAUUAAAUCAAGAAGAUUUUAUCGAUACCAAAUAUGAAACUUCAGUACGAAGAAAAUUAAAAAGAAUUGCCAGUUCAUUUGCCCAAAUUUAUAUUAAUGGUAUUUUACAUUUAAGUGUGAUGCAUCAUUCUCAAGCUACAUCAGAAGGUCAAUUGUUUAGUUUUGAUAUUUUUAAAUUAAAUAAAUCAACUAGUACAAAACCAGGGAAUUCUUAUCAAUCCAAUAUUUCAUCAAUUUCAACUGUUCGUCAACUGUCUCAAGAUACUUUGAAUUCAAUCUCCCCCGGAAUUUCAUUUGAUAAUACUAAUCAAGGACCAGGGGAAUUUGUAAGUUAUUUUCAACAUAUUGAAUUUGAAAUUGAAAAUUUAAGAUUAAAUAUGAAUGUCUUGAUUAAAAUCAUGACAAAGUUAAGUAAAGAUAAAGUGAUUAGAAGAUCCGAUUAUGAUUCUUCUGAUGCUUCUGAAGAUGAAGGGGAAGAUAGAUUUGAUAUUUUACCUCAAACUUAUCCAAGAUUUAUCACCGAUGAAUUUAAUGGAGGUAAUUGGUGUAAUCCAUUUUUCACUACCAGUAAUCCUAUAUUAAAUGUUAGUGGUGAUGAUUUAAAGAAUCGAUAUCAUUCAAAAAUCAUUAUUGAUCAUCAAGCUUAUGAUUCAUUAUAUCAUUUCCUGGAAGAAAUGACGAAAUUAAGUAAUGAAACUUGUGAUUAUUUAAAUCCUGAUUCUCAAUCAUUAUAUUAUAAUACCAGUUUAAAAAAUGAUAGAAAUACUCAUAUUUUAAGAUUAAUUUAUAAAUAUUUAUAUUAUGCCAGUUCUACUAUUGAUUUAAUUGAAUCAUUUGAUUUCACUGUGUUUUGUCUUAUAAAACGUUAUUCAUCAAAUGAAGAGAAUGAUGUCGAUAAAAUCAAUGAUCAAUUAUUAAAAGGAGAUAAUAAAGAUAAAUCUCAAGAUUCAUCAACCGAUCCUAAAAGUGAAGAUCCAAAGGCUACUACCACCGUUGAAACUACAUCAAAUUUAACAUUUGAUUAUCCUGUAGUUUUAGAAUUCUUUCAAUUAAAACAAGAAUUUCAUAAUUUAAUUUUAAAAAUUAUCAUGGCUACUCAAACUUUAACAUUAGAUGAUCCUGAAGUAUUUAAAGGUUUAAGAGAUGAAGAUCCAUUAUUUUAUGAUCGUGAUAUUUUGAAAUUACCUACUGAAAAGGCAUCGUUAUUAUUAACCAAUAUCUUAACGGAACAAAUCAAUCAAUCAAAAGGUGAUGCUAUAUCAGUUAAUCCUGAUACAUUAAUGUUAUCCUAUUUAUUGGAUGGUACUAAAUUCUUUGAAACUUUAUUAAAUUUAGUUCAACAAUUGAUUGAUGAACGUGAAACCAUUUUAAAUUAUGCCACUAGAGUUAUGCAUGAUGAUUUUAAUGUUCAAUUACUUGUUAUUGAAAGAAAUAAUACUAUUUUAAGUGAUAAAUCAGAUGAUCAUUCUUAUUAUAGUGGAGGUCAUAAAAAGGCUAAAGAUUUACCUUGGUAUUUGGAAGGUGAUGAAGAAAAUGAUUUAUUAUUAGAUUUGAAAGGUAAUAUUAAAGGUGGUACUAAAGAAGCCUUAGUAUCUCAUUUAACUCAUCAUGAUUUAUUCGAUAGUAAUUUCAAUUCGGCAUUUUUAUUUACAUUUGCAACUAUGAUGUCAUUAGGUGAAUUGAUUGGAUUAUUAAUUAGUCGAUUUAAUAUUGAAGCACCUGAAGGAUUAAGUUAUGAAGAAUAUAACACCUGGAUUACUAAAAAGCAAAAUCCAAUUAGAAUUCGAGUUAUGAAUAUCAUGACAUUAUUAAUUGAAAAACAUUGGUCUAAAUCUUAUUAUAAUGAAACUAUUUUAAGAAAAUGGCUAUUAUUUAGUCAAUUACCUAUUGUUCAAAGUUAUUCCAUUGGUAAACAAUUAAAUAAUGAUUUAGUCCGAUUAUUGAAAGGAGAAAUGGUAUAUAUUGAUAGAAAACCAGUUAUCCCAACCACUAAACCUCCAGCACCAUUAAUUAAAGGAUCAUUAAUAUCUAAAAAGAUGAAAUUAAUGGAUAUAGAUUAUGUUGAAUUGGCUAGACAACUUACGAUUCGAGAAUUCAAUUUAUAUGCCAAGAUUUCUAAAUUUGCCUGUUUAGCUAAAGUUUGGGGAAAUAAAUCAGGAUUAAAUGAAACUAUUGAAAAUAUUCAAAGUUUUAUUCAAGCUUCUAAUCAAUUAACUAAUUAUGUGGCCUAUAUGAUUUUACGAAAGACCGAUGCUAAAAAGAGAGUUCAAAUAAUUCGAUAUUUUGUUCAAGUGGCAGAAAAAUGUCGACAAUAUAAUAAUUUUUCAUCCAUGACCGCUAUUAUAUCAGCAUUAUAUUCAUCACCAAUUCAUAGAUUAAAGAAAACUUGGAAAUAUGUUCAUACUGAUUCAUUAUCACAUUUACAAAAUAUGAAUAAAUUAAUGAAUACUUCGAGAAAUUUUAAUGAAUAUCGUGAUGUAUUAAAAUUUAGUGGUAGUGAACCAUGUGUACCAUUUUUUGGAGUAUUUUUAAGUGAUUUAACCUUUGUUUAUCAUGGUAACCCAGAUAAUUUAUUAAAUCGUACUAGAAUGAUUAAUUUUGCUAAGAGAGCAAAGACAUUUGAAAUUGUUAGUGGAAUUGAUAGAUUUAAAGCUACAGGAUAUAAUUUCCAAAGUGUGGUUGAAAUUCAAAAAUAUUUAGAUUCAUGGUUUGAUAAAUGUCCAAGUGUUGAAGAGCAAUAUCAAAUUUCAUUAGAAUUGGAACCUCGUGAACCAACCACUAGUACGAAUAAUACCACCAGUAGUAGUAGUAGUAAACUUCAUUCUACCAGUACCCAUUCUACCGUGGCUACUUCUGAUCGUGAUUUAAGAAAUUCAAAAGGUUCAGGUCCAACCACUAAUCUUAGUAGUUUUGCAUUUAAAGGUCUAUAAAUUAGAUGUAUAUAUAUAUUUAUAUAUAUGUAUAGUACAGUAUUAUAUAUUUAUUUAAUUAUUUAUUCACAAUGGCUUAUUUAUUUGUAUGAUUAGAC
Molecule: messenger RNA, 4379 nt
Organism: Scheffersomyces coipomensis
Lineage: Eukaryota; Fungi; Ascomycota; Pichiomycetes; Serinales; Debaryomycetaceae
Gene: CSC25
Product: Ras family guanine nucleotide exchange factor
Exons: 1
Coding region: 130-4281 (1383 amino acids)
Biological process (GO): positive regulation of GTPase activity; Ras protein signal transduction
Cellular component (GO): plasma membrane
Molecular function (GO): guanyl-nucleotide exchange factor activity; protein binding
Source: RefSeq, a predicted model, not a curated record